Molecule: messenger RNA, 683 nt
Organism: Drosophila ficusphila
Lineage: Eukaryota; Metazoa; Arthropoda; Insecta; Diptera; Drosophilidae
Product: vacuolar protein sorting-associated protein 55 homolog
Exons: 3
Coding region: 139-474 (111 amino acids)
Biological process (GO): late endosome to vacuole transport via multivesicular body sorting pathway
Cellular component (GO): endosome
Source: RefSeq, a predicted model, not a curated record
UUUAGCUGCGGUCCCACUGAUGAACUGGUUCAUUAGGAGCUACGCAUCUGAGUCAUUUUUGGUAACGACAAAGGAAAAAUUAUAAACAAACACAAUGGCCACUUUGAAAGCCUCUUCAUCUGCGCAUUUCUCACGUGCAUGGGUCUGACCUUCCUGAUCCUGGCCUGCGCCAUUCCCAAUCCUAAAAUCUUUUACCCCUUCUUCGUGCUGCUCUUCUACGCACUGUCCGUGCUGCCGGUGUUUAUUGCAAAGCGGACGACUCCGGGCAACGAGACCAAUCCGAAGUCUGAGUUGGCCCUCUUCCUCACUGCAGGCAUGGUUCUAAGCGCCUUUGCCCUGCCCAUCGUCCUUGCCCACGCAUCGGUGAUCUCGUGGACUGCGUCUAUCCUUACGAUAAUUAGCAACAUCAUCAACUAUGGUACCAUCCUUGGGUACGCCAUGCGCGAUGACGAACCCUACGGCAGUAUGUUUUAAAGAGAACCCGCCGUCUAAAGGCUUAUGUAUAUGACCAGUAAUCGACGCAGCCGAAUUAGAACGGAAAGCAUUUACACUCUGAGGUUACUGGCUUUACCCAUAAGCACUCAUGCUGAACGCUUUUUUCGCAGUCAUCACUCAAUCUCAUAUUAUCAAGUGUAUCCAGAAAACAUAAACACAAACGAAAUAAACAAACUUAGUAAAUAAAA